UGUACUUCCUGCGGCAGCUGAAGAAAUUCAACCUGCCAAGGGCAACGAUGGUGCACUUCUACUCCGCCAUCAUUUAGUCCAUCCUCAGCUCCUCCAUCACCAUCUGGUACGCUGGUGCCACCGCCAAGGACAAGGGCAGACUGCAACGUGUCAUCCGGUUUGCAGAGAAGGUUGUUUGGCGGUACCUUCUGAAUGUGUAUCCUGAUGGAUUGAGUGGUCAGGAAAGAAUGGACUACAUGAAGAAGAAGACAAGGGAAUAUGAGCAACUGAAGAGGGAAUGGACCGCCAGGGUCAGCCACGAGGACCUAGAAUUUAUCCGUGGGAAUGUUCUCAAAGAUGUCCUGAGGACCGACCGGGCUCAUCCAUACUAUGCAGGCUCAGAAGACAGUCCACACCUGACUGCCCUCACAGACCUGCUCACCACAUUUGCCAUUACACAUCCUCAGAUAUCCUACUGCCAAGGCAUGAGUGAUAUUGCAUCACCUAUACUUGCAGUAAUGGACAACGAAGCACAUAGCUUCAUUUGUUUUUGUGGCAUUAUGAAACGCUUGGAGGGCAACUUUCAACCAGAUGGGCAGCUCAUGUCCAUCAAGUUCCAGCACCUGAAGCUGCUUCUGCAGUACUCUGAUCCUGAGUUCUACACUUAUCUUGUAUCUCGGGGAGCUGACGACCUAUUUUUCUGUUAUCGGUGGCUUCUCCUCGAGCUCAAGCGAGAGUUUGCAUUUGAUGAUGCUUUGAGGAUGCUGGAGGUGACUUGGAGCUCUCUUCCCCCAGAUCCUCCAGAAACUGAAGUGGACCUUCUGGGGCCACUGUUAGAGGGAGACGAAACAACUUUGUGCAAAGAUGAGUCAGUUUUUAAAUGCACUAAAGAUGAUGAGGUACAAACAGAAAAGCAGCGUAGACGACACAUGCUUAGGCCAUCUAGAGAGGAAACCGAUAUCAGCAGGAAUCCUAUCACUGAAGUGAACUGUGAUGAAACUGUAGGCUCUGGUAUAGAAAUGGAGGGUGUUGAAUUUAAUAAUUCUGAAAAAAAUACAGAGAAGUCAAAUAUGCAGGAGUAUUGCUGUCAGAGACAAACCAGUUUUGGAGAAUUUAAAUACUACACAGCCCUAAGUGAAGGCAGCUUUGACAAUGAGGAUGCGGAGCAGGCACUAGGUUCAGUGGCUUUGGAAGCAAACAACCCAAGGCGGCAGUCCACAGUUGACAGUGAGGAUGACCUUGGAGAAAGAACACCUCUCAUUAAAAACUGUGACUAUGGAUUAUCUCAGGUAUCGUCACACUCUCUCUUCACCAGUGGACUUCCCUGGAAAACUGGCUCAUCUGUCUCUCCCACAUCUUCACCUUCAAACUCCAGCUGGCCAGGAGUUUCUCCAGACUCUCCUUCAAUGUCUAGACCUUCACCUGCAGCCAAUGGCAGUGAAACUUCACCAAGAAUUUGCUCAAAAGUAUCAGCUUCUUCAGCUCAAGGUAUUGGCUCGCCAACAGCUACUUCUAUAAAAACAUCAACAAAUAUCGCUCUAUCUCACAGUCAGAAUAGGUCUUUGCUCUCCUCACCCAUUCUGUUUGGCGGAGGUUCUUCACUUACUGGCAGCAGGUCCUCUGCUAAUAACCUCCCUUCACCUGGCAACAACCCCCCCUGCACCAAACCUAACACACCAAACUCUUUAAAAGCUGAAAGCACCAGCAUCAAACCAUGCUCUUUGCCACCUCCUCAUGAGUUCGGUAAAGGAAAUCCCUUCAUGCUAUUCUUGUGCCUAUCUAUCCUCCUGGAACACCGGGACCACAUCAUUAAAAACAACAUGGACUACAAUGAGAUAGCUAUGCACUUUGAUCGCCUGGUGCGACGCCACAACCUCAGCAGGGUGCUGCAGAGAGCUAAAACCUUGUUUGCAGAUUACUUACAAAGUGAAGUCUGGGACUCAGAAGAAGGGGACGAGGUUAGUUCAGACUCCCCAACAACAGCUGCAGCACAAUCCCCCUCUUCAUCCAUAUCCCCCCGGCCCAUCUACAGCCCACUUGCCUCACCUCAAUCAUCGCCAAACUCAACUUAUAACCUGGCUACCACCAUUCCCUCCCCUUUAGCUCAAGUCUCCCUUUCUCCCGUAUCCUGAUUAAACACUGCAUCACUGGAUCUUCAGUGGAUUCUUCAGUAGACCCUUGGUGCCCUGAUGGAAUGUUGAUCUUUUUAAACAGCCUCCCCUGUUGAGUUGGGCUGUUGCUAAUCUCCUCAUGCUAUGUAUGCCUAAUUACAUUUAUUCCCUGUAUCUGCCAACAUCAUGUUUAAUUUUGUUUUCUCUAAUCUAUCUGAAAUGUGAGACUUGACAGGCUUUAUUGGUGACAGUUUGCUUAAAUGUUGCUAAAGCAUGAUAUUCAAAUUCAGUCUAUCUUCAUUCUGUAACUGAAUGGUUUAGCUAUUCCAUUCUGUCCAUUCAGUCUUUUCUUUUAAUCAUUGCUUACAAGUUAUUUUAAAGUAAUCUCAGAAGUGUCUUAUCUGCAACCCUGAAAAUACCAAGGUAAAAAAUAGAAAAUAUCCAGAAUCUGGCUUCUUAUAACACAAAACACGUCUCUAAAAAAGUUUUGUAUCUUAUGUCUGACCUAUUCUGAAAAUUCCAAUUGCUUCACAUUUGAUGGCAUACAUUUUAUGGGUCUAACACCUAGGCUGUAUGCAAGAAAUGGAUGUAUCCACUGUGAUGUCAACCAUUGCUUUGUAUAUACUCUUAAUUAUAUUUAUACCUUUGGGCUGCAAGAUAUCAGGUAAACAUGUAAUUUUAUAUAAAUUAGCAGUAUAAAUUAAGGCCAACUCAAAUU
Molecule: messenger RNA, 2808 nt
Organism: Fundulus heteroclitus (mummichog)
Lineage: Eukaryota; Metazoa; Chordata; Actinopteri; Cyprinodontiformes; Fundulidae
Product: TBC1 domain family member 25-like
Exons: 3
Coding region: 228-2111 (627 amino acids)
Biological process (GO): regulation of autophagosome maturation; activation of GTPase activity
Cellular component (GO): autophagosome
Molecular function (GO): GTPase activator activity
Source: RefSeq, a predicted model, not a curated record